Messenger RNA from Lasiosphaeria miniovina, 864 nucleotides. RefSeq names its product F-actin capping protein. Bases 1 to 864 code for a protein of 287 amino acids. Lineage: Eukaryota; Fungi; Ascomycota; Sordariomycetes; Sordariales; Lasiosphaeriaceae. The transcript is spliced from 3 exons. Gene Ontology annotation, cellular component: actin cortical patch; F-actin capping protein complex; cytoplasm. Gene Ontology annotation, molecular function: actin filament binding. Gene Ontology annotation, biological process: actin cytoskeleton organization; barbed-end actin filament capping; cell morphogenesis. The record is from RefSeq and is a predicted model, not a curated record.
AUGGCUGCCGACCCCUUUGAUUCGGCGCUGGACCUCCUCCGGCGGCUCAACCCCAAGCACACGGCCGAGCAUCUCAACAACCUCAUCUCUCUAGCGCCGGACCUGACCGAGGACCUGCUGUCGUCGGUCGACCAGCCGCUGACGGUGCGGCGGUGCAAGCAGACGGGGCGCGACUACCUGCUGUGCGACUACAACCGCGACGGCGACAGCUACCGCUCGCCCUGGAGCAACCAGUUCGACCCGCCGCUGGCCGAUGAGGGCGGCGCCGGCGGUGUCGGGUCGGGCGGCAGCAACGAGGGCGCCGGCGAGGGUGCCGUCCCCGGUGAGCGCGUCCGCAAAAUGGAGGUCAAGGCCAACGAGGCCUUUGACGUCUACCGCGACCUGUACUACGAGGGCGGCGUGUCGUCUGUCUACUUUUGGAACCUCGACGACGGCUUCGCCGGGGUAGUGCUGCUCAAGAAGUCCUCGCCCCAGAGCGGCAGCGGCGGCAGCAGCCAGGGCGUGUGGGACUCGAUACACGUGUUCGAGGCCAGCGAGCGCGGGCGCACGUCCAACUACCGGCUGACGUCGACGGUGAUCCUGAGCUUGGCGACCAAGGGCGCCACGCUAGGCGACGUCGACCUCAGCGGCAACAUGACGCGCCAGGUCGAGCAGGACCUGCCCGUCGACAGCGACGAGAACCACAUUGCCAACAUUGGCCGCCUCGUCGAGGACAUGGAGCUCAAGAUGCGCAACCUGCUGCAGGAGGUCUACUUUGGCAAGGCCAAGGACGUCGUCGGUGACCUGCGCAGCAUCGGCAGCCUCAGCGACGGCCAGCGCGACAGGGAGGCGCAGCGCGAAAUCAUUGGCAGCAUGCGGAGAUGA